AUGUCCGGUCAGCACUCUAGUCAAUUAUUGCUGUUAUUCCUCCUGAUCAAGGUUCUUAUACUGGUGCACAGGAGAAAUAAUGUGGCCAAGCUCUUGUAUCUGUUUACUCUGGGUGAAAGGACGCACUUUGGCCAGAUCGAGUGUUUGAAGCUUUUGGCCUCCCACCGUUUCGCAGACAAGCGGCUGGGCUACCUGGGUACUAUGUUAUUGCUAGAUGAGAACCAAGAAGUAUUGACGCUGGUAACGAACUCUUUGAAGAAUGACCUUAAUCACUCCAACCAAUACAUUGUCGGCCUGGCACUUUGUGCCCUGGGCAACAUCGCUUCCGUUGAAAUGUCUCGAGACCUGUUCCCCGAAGUCGAAGCCCUUAUGUCCACCGCGAACCCUUAUAUCCGGAGAAAGGCAGCACUGUGCGCGAUGCGCGUUUGUCGCAAGGUUCCUGACCUACAGGAGCAUUUCCUAGAGAAGGCCAAGACUCUUUUGUCAGAUCGGAACCACGGUGUUUUGCUAUGUGGUUUGACCUUGGUCAUCGAUAUGUGUGAGGCAGAAGAAGCCGAGGAAGGUCAAGAAGGAGUAAUCGAGAUGUUUAGGCCUCUUGCUGGCGGGCUUGUGCGCGCCCUGAAAGGGUUGACAAGCUCAGGCUAUGCUCCAGAACAUGACGUCUCUGGUAUCACGGAUCCUUUCCUUCAGGUCAAGAUUCUACGCUUGCUUAGAGUUCUCGGACGGGGAGACGCGGCAACCAGCGAGUCAAUCAAUGAUAUUCUGGCGCAGGUGGCGACCAACACCGACUCGACCAAGAAUGUCGGUAAUGCCAUCCUCUACGAGGCUGUACUCACUAUCCUUGACAUUGAGGCGGAUUCAGGUCUUCGAGUACUAGGUGUCAACAUUCUCGGAAAGUUCCUUACAAACAAGGACAACAAUAUUCGAUAUGUCGCUCUUAACACCCUGAACAAGGUCGUCGCCAUCGAGCCCAAUGCCGUACAGCGGCACCGCAACACGAUUUUGGAGUGUCUCCGCGACCCGGACAUCAGUAUCCGAAGACGAGCUCUGGACUUGAGUUUUAUGCUUAUCAAUGAGAGCAACGUCCGCGUUCUUGUUCGUGAACUGCUUGCCUUCCUGGAGGUCGCCGACAACGAGUUCAAACCUGCAAUGACGACGCAAAUAGGUAUUGCUGCCGACCGCUAUGCUCCCAACAAACGCUGGCACGUGGACACCAUCCUCCGGGUGCUCAGGCUUGCUGGCGCGUACGUGAAGGAACAGAUCCUGUCCUCCUUUGUCCGCCUCAUCGCCACUACUCCAGACCUGCAGACUUACUCUGUGCAGAAGCUCUAUUUGGCGCUGAAGGAGGACAUUUCCCAGGAGGGUCUCACUCUCGCCGCCACCUGGGUCAUUGGGGAAUACGGGGACAAUCUCCUGCGGGGUGGCCAAUAUGAGGAAGAAGAGCUGGUCAAGGAGGUCAAGGAGAGCGACAUCGUCGACCUUUUCAACAACAUCCUCAACAGCACUUAUGCUACGCAGACUGUGAUUGAGUACAUCACCACGGCUUCGAUGAAGCUGACUGUGCGCAUGUCGGACCCAGCUGAGAUCGAGCGCCUCCGUCGCUUCCUUAGCAGCCGAACCGCCGAUUUGAGCGUUGAGAUUCAACAGCGGGCUGUAGAGUACACUAAUCUGUUUGGAUUUGAUCAGAUCCGCCGCGGCGUUCUGGAACGGAUGCCUCCCCCUGAGAUCCGGGAAGAGCAGAGAGUCCUGGGCGCUCCGACCAAAAAGCGCCAGAGCAAGCUGUUGAAAGACAAGUCUAAGAAGCCAGUCAAACAAGCCGAGCAGGACAUGCUACUCGAUCUCAUGGGUGGCGAUGCUCCAGAAACCUCUCCAACCACCAACGGCUCUCAGAACACAGCCGACCUUUUGGCAGAUAUCCUCGGUGGCGAUUCAGGCCUGUCAUCACCAUCUCCUCAACCUGCGCAAAAGCCGGCUGGAUCCGUCAAUACUAGCGCGAUUAUGGGCCUCUUCGACUCCAAUGGCACUUCGCCUUCUCCCAGCGUAACGCAGCCCGCAUCUUCCGGGUUGGACCUCUUAGGAGGCCUUGGGUCUACUGCGUCGCCCGGUCCAAGCCCUGCACCUUCGACUCCCGUGCACACAGCAUACAACAAGAAUGAUUUGACACUCACGCUUCAGGUCCAACGUGCCAGCAAUGGCAAUGCGCAAAUUCAAGCACGGUUCCGUAAUGUCGGUAAUUUUGGUCAAUUCUCCAAUGUCGGAUUACAGGCGGCUGUUCCCAAGAGCCAGCGUCUCCAGCUGAACGCGAUCAGCAAGGCAGAUCUAGAAGCUGGCGAUGAGGGCAUUCAGAUGCUCAAAGUUGCAGGCUUGACCGGGGCCCUCCCGCCUAAACUUCGUCUACGUCUGCGGAUCACAUAUGCCAAGGAUGGUUCAGACCCUGUGACGGAUCAGGUUGACUGGACCGAGCCAUGA
This is a messenger RNA of Aspergillus saccharolyticus JOP 1030-1, 2469 nucleotides long. RefSeq names its product AP-1 complex subunit gamma. Gene Ontology annotation, cellular component: AP-1 adaptor complex; membrane coat; Golgi apparatus. Gene Ontology annotation, biological process: Golgi to vacuole transport; intracellular protein transport; receptor-mediated endocytosis. The record is from RefSeq and is a predicted model, not a curated record. The coding region runs from base 1 to 2469 and encodes 822 amino acids. Lineage: Eukaryota; Fungi; Ascomycota; Eurotiomycetes; Eurotiales; Aspergillaceae. Gene Ontology annotation, molecular function: clathrin-cargo adaptor activity. The transcript has 3 exons.